AUGUCCAGUAUAAAACUAUCAGAAAUAUCUGUUGUCAGAUGUUAUAUGCGCGAUGAAAUGAAAAGAGAUGCAAUGAAGAUAUUACAAAAAGCAAUGAAUCGUUUCACAGAGGAACGUGAGGUUGCAUCAUUCAUUAAAUCUUACUUUGAUUCUCAUUAUCAUACACAUUGGCAUUGUAUUGUUGGAAAACAUUUUGAUUGUUCCGUGGCAUUUGAAGCAUCGCAUUGUAUUCUGUUGCGUGUUGAAGAUUUUUUGGUUUUAUUAUUUAAAUAUGGUUAA
Schistosoma curassoni is the source of this 279-nucleotide messenger RNA. NCBI's taxonomy places the organism in Eukaryota, Metazoa, Platyhelminthes, Trematoda, Strigeidida, Schistosomatidae. The record is from the annotation of a GenBank genome assembly.